Molecule: messenger RNA, 2040 nt
Organism: Linum tenue
Lineage: Eukaryota; Viridiplantae; Streptophyta; Magnoliopsida; Malpighiales; Linaceae
Source: the annotation of a GenBank genome assembly
CUAAAGCAGCCUAAACCCAUAACCCAGAGACUCAGAAAUAUUCCCGACGCCACCUGCAAGCUCUUUCUCUCUCAACAGACCCAGAAAAAUAACCCUAGCUCGCUCAAACUAUUCAUCAGCUACUCCUCUUCAAGCGGCCAUUCUCAUCUCUCUCGCUGCCUGUGCUUCUGGUCUCUGUCUCCUCGUUCCCAGCUUCUUCGACUUACUUACCGUUCUCUCGCACUUGGCACUCCAACUUCUCGCUCAGAGGAAAACUUAGGGACGUAUAAAAUGUCGCGGAAAGGCUUAAUGGAGCAGGACCUGAGUAAGCUGGAUGUAACUACGUUACAUCCGCUCUCUCCUGAAGUGAUAUCCCGCCAGGCCACAAUUAACAUAGGUACUAUUGGUCAUGUGGCACACGGCAAGUCCACUGUCGUGAAAGCAAUCUCUGGUGUUCAGGUGUGUGACUCUUUUAAGUUUUCUGCAUUACUCCAUGUUUACUUGAGUUUUCAGUUCUCUUCCCUUUUGAUGUAUUCUGUAAGGUUCAUUUAUAAGAGAGUUGAGACAAUUAUUAAUACUGUUCGAUUUAAAAAUGAGUUGGAACGAAAUAUUACUAUUAAGCUUGGGUAUGCAAAUGCAAAGAUAUACAAAUGUGAGGAUGACCGAUGCCCUAGGCCUAUGUGUUAUAAGGCCUAUGGAAGUGGUAAGGAAGACAACCCUUCGUGUGAUGUUCCUGGUUUUGAGAAUGCUAGGAUGAAAUUGCUCAGACAUGUCUCCUUCGUAGAUUGUCCGGGCCAUGAUAUUCUCAUGGCAACAAUGCUUAAUGGAGCAGCUAUUAUGGAUGGAGCAUUGCUUCUGAUAGCUGCAAAUGAAAGCUGCCCUCAACCACAAACGUCUGAGCAUCUUGCUGCUGUUGAAAUCAUGCGUCUUAAGCAUAUUAUUAUUCUCCAGAAUAAAGUUGAUCUUGUCCAGGAAAAUGUUGCCAUCAACCAGCAUGAAGCUAUUCAGAACUUUAUCCAGGGAACGGUUGCAGAGGGUGCUCCAGUUGUGCCUAUCUCAGCACAGUUGAAGUACAACAUUGAUGUGGUCUGCGAGUAUAUUGUAAAGAAAAUCCCUGUUCCGAAGAGGGAUUUCACGUUACCACCCAAUAUGAUCGUGAUCCGAUCUUUUGAUGUCAACAAACCUGGUUUCGAGGUUGAUGAUAUCAAAGGUGGAGUUGCUGGUGGAAGUAUUCUCACAGGAGUGUUGAAGGUGAACCAAUACAUUGAGGUCCGUCCAGGAAUCGUGCUUAAGGAUGAGAAUGGCAACAUGAAAUGCACCCCCAUCUACACUCGGAUAGUCAGUUUGUUUGCUGAGCAGAAUGAAUUACAAUUUGCCGUACCUGGAGGUCUCAUCGGUGUUGGUACAACAAUGGACCCCACUUUGACACGUGCCGAUAGGCUGGUGGGACAGGUCCUUGGGGACAUUGGUUCCCUCCCUGAUGUUUUUGUUGAGCUUGAGGUGAAUUUCUUCCUUCUGAGGAGACUGAUUGGAGUAAGGACUAAGGGGUCCGAGAAGCAAGGGAAGGUGUCCAAGCUGGUGAAGGGAGAGAUUCUUAUGCUGAACAUUGGGUCCAUGUCGACAGGCGCUCGGGUGCUUGCUGUGAAGAACGAUCUCGCGAAGCUGCAGCUGACGUCGCCUGUGUGCACCAGCAAGGGGGAGAAGAUAGCCCUGAGUCGAAGAGUGGAGAAGCACUGGCGCCUGAUCGGAUGGGGCAUGAUUCAGGCUGGAGCGACGCUGGAAGUUCCCCCCAGCCCACUACUUUGAGUGAAAGAGAGAAAGUAAGACCAAGGUAGAGAGCCAGAGAAAAAGCGUUUAAGAAACCGAAACCAAAGUUCUUUUUGCAGAAGAUGUGGAAGGGAAGGGAAUUGCUUGGAACAAUUUUCGUUAGGUGGAGGAGAAAACAUGUUGAUUAAUCUGUUUGGUCUCAUUUUUUUGCAAAUCUUACAGUUCUGGGCACAUGCCAAUUCAAGUAUUCAACUAAAGAUUUAUGCUUUGUGACCAGGUUUUGUGGACGAUCAC